Messenger RNA from Aspergillus luchuensis, 462 nucleotides. RefSeq lists its product as uncharacterized. Gene Ontology annotation, cellular component: membrane. The transcript has a single exon. Lineage: Eukaryota; Fungi; Ascomycota; Eurotiomycetes; Eurotiales; Aspergillaceae. The record is from RefSeq and is a predicted model, not a curated record. Bases 1 to 462 code for a protein of 153 amino acids.
AUGAACCUACCUCUUGAACCUCGAAGUUCUUCAACUUCGUGUUCUACAAGUACCAUGCAACACCUAAGAAGUGCGACUACGGCAAUAUUCACUUCUGGGAAGUCCUUUGCUCGAGAGCAUACAGCCGCACUAGCCUUUGGUAGUACGGGACUUGCCCUCGCUACGGCACCUAUCGCUGGCCCCGCAAUAUUAGGUGCUGCCGGUUUUGGCGCUACAGGGCCUGUUCUGGCUUCACUUGCUGCAGUAUGGCAAUCUUCAAUCGGAGCAGUUCAAGCUGGGAGUCUGUUUGCCACAUUACAAAGUGCCGCGAUGGGAGGUGCUGCUGCGGGAGGAUUCACAACAGCAUCGAAUAUUGGUAUCGCGAUGGUGGGAUCCGCGGCGAUCGGAACACAGUGGACUUAUAGCAAAGGAGUACCACGGAUGAGGCAUGAUGUCAAAAGUACUGAUAAAGCUGGAUACUGA